CUAAUGGCAGGGCUCCCUCCCGUCGGCGCAGUGGUCCGUGGGGUGGGUUAGGGGGCCCGGAAGGAAAAGAAGGGUGAAGGGGGGUUGGAUGAGAGGGUGACACCGGUUCACCGGCUGGCUUGUGUCGCACCUCAGGCAACCUGCCACAUUGUGCGCACAUGUCCAAUGGCAGCAGUCAUCUGUGGCCCAACGAAGCUCUGUGGUGGGUGCAGCAAUUCGGCUCAGAUCUCGAAACGGGCCCAUCACCGCCUAGUCUGCUAGAUAGCGUCCUGAACGGGCAUGCUCGUUCGUCUGGUAGUCUGGGCCAGCCGGAUGGACCUGUACCUUGGGUAGGGUACGGAGGCUGGAGAUCCAUCUGCUGCUGCUCCAUUAUCAGCAGUCUGCUUGUCCAAGACUCUGCCUUGCUGUGAAUGACUCGGGCCAUCUGUCUUACCUACCUCAUGGUCAACAUGAUUCUUCAAUGGAAAUAGACCGAGUGCUGGGCCAUUUUUCGAAGAGACCUGGACCACCUACUCACCUAGGAGCCCGGUAGGUACAAGGUAUUUGCUCAUGUACAUACUCCGUACAGGGUUGCCUGACCAGCCCACCGAGUGGGCUGGCUUGGCUGGGUACCUGGGUAGCAUACGCUAGGGGACGUUAGCUAUGGCGGGCUGGAGAAAGGAACGAGCAGGGGUCCCCUUAUCGCGACCGACCGAUAAAGAUUUUCAAAUCUUUUCGGUACGAAAUCGACUUGAACUUUUCUAGCUGCUGUCUUGCAUUGACUGCAUGGAAUUCGCCUGCGUUUCCCCUGGUCUGCUCGGGAAGUUCUGACGAAGGGGCAAGACUCUACGACACCAGACUGUCAAGGUUCCGCAUUCCUGACCAAGUGUCGCCCCUUCUGUCCGCCACGACGUGGUACCAGACUGCCCGUCAUGGCUCCUCCAAGGACCAAGACCCAAUGGGAUCACCAGUACAACACCCUGCGCCGUGAAGACCUAUUCCGGAAUCCUCCCACAGAUCACACCGCAUAUCCUCUCCUACAGAUCGCCGUCAACCCCCACAUCGAGUCCUUCAACGCCCUCUUCCCCUCCGAUGGAAGGCAAGGUCUCAUAGCCCAUGGUCUGGCAGACAUUGGAGCCAAAGUCUACUAUGAUAGCCCCGAUGGCACCUCCGCGAACGCGAGGAACAAGUUGACGAUCCGAUACAAGAGCGUACAACUUCAAAAGUCGAUGCUUCCACCCUCCAACAAGUUCGCAAAGACGCGCGAGAUCUUCCCUGCCGAGGCUCGUGAGAGACAUGCCACAUACCGCGGCAAGUUGACGGCCACUCUCGAAUACACAAUCAAUGACGGGGACCCUUUCGAGUUUGUCCGGGAGUUGGGAAAUAUGCCCAUUAUGAUCAAGUCAAAUAAGUGCCACUUGGAGAACAACUCUCCCGCUCUUCUUGUGAAGAGGAAAGAGGAAUCCGAGGAACUCGGCGGCUACUUCAUCGUGAACGGAAACGAGAAAAUCAUCCGAAUGUUACUGAUGAACAAACGGAACUACCCUCUCGCCAUCAAUCGUCCGAGUUUCCAGAACCGAGGACACGCAUACACCCCCUACGGUAUCAUCAUGCGAUGUGUUCGACCUGACGAGACAUCCCAGACGAACGUCCUGCACUACUUGAAUGACGGCAAUGUGACCUUCCGGUUCUCUUGGAGGAAGAACGAGUACCUUGUUCCGGUCAUGAUGAUCAUGAAGGCAUUGGUCGAGACCAACGACCGGGAGAUUUUUGAAGGCUUGAUUGGUCUGGCGGGCUCGAAGGGUUCCGAAAACACGUUCCUAACGGACCGUGUCGAGUUGCUCCUCCGCACAUACAAGAGCUACGGGCUGUACAGCAAGACGAAAACACGAUCAUACCUCGGAGAGAAGUUCAGGGUCGUCCUUGGAGUUCCAGACACCAUGUCGAAUUACGAGGUGGGCACAGAGUUCCUGCGCCGGAUCGUGCUUGUCCACCUGGGCAACGUCAACGUCACCGAGGAGCAGGACGCCGACAAGUUCAAAAUGCUCCUGUUCAUGAUUCGAAAGCUGUACGCCCUCGUCGCUGGCGACUGUGCUGUGGACAAUCCCGAUGCUGUUCAAAACCAGGAGAUCCUUUUGGGCGGUUUCUUGUACGGCCAAAUAUUGAAGGAGCGUCUAGACGAGCUCCUUUCCGUUGGUGUCAGGGCUUCACUCAGAGAGUACUUGAGGAAGAAGCCUGGCAACAACUUCACAUCAGACCAGUUUGCCAAGGAUUUCCCGGCAGCAAUAUUCCGGAAGACGACAGAAAACCUCGGGCAGCUUUUGGAGUAUUUCCUUUCCACGGGCAACCUGAUGAGUCCUUCCGGUUUGGACUUGCAACAGACAUCGGGCUUCACUGUGGUUGCCGAGAAGCUUAAUUUCCUGCGAUUCAUCAGCCAUUUUCGCAUGGUCCAUCGUGGUAGCUUCUUUGCUCAACUGAAAACGACAACAGUCCGAAAACUGCUGCCGGAGUCUUGGGGUUUCCUCUGCCCAGUACAUACCCCUGAUGGUGCUCCUUGUGGUUUGCUCAACCAUCUGGCCCACAAGUGUCAAAUUAUGACGAGCGGGGUAGACGCGUCCUCGGUCCCACAGCUGGCUUUCGAGCUCGGUGUGGUUGGGAUAUCUUCGGCUGCAACGGACGAGAGUGUCGUUGUAAUGCUCGACGGAAGGAUCAUCGGCUGGUGCAAUCCCCAGCAGUCCAAGCGUAUCGCCGACACUCUGAGAUUCUGGAAGGUGGAAGGUACUCACCGGGUGCCCAAGUCCCUCGAAAUCGGUUACGUGCCGCCUUCAAAGGGAGGGUCUUAUCCUGGUAUUUACAUGUCCUCUCAACCUUCGAGGAUGGUGAGACCAGUGAAGUACCUGCCGCUGGAGAAGGAGGACUUGGUUGGCCCAUAUGAGCAACCUUACAUGUCGAUCGCCUGUGUUGAGAAUGAGAUCAUAUCCGGAGAGUCGACGCAUGUCGAAUUCGACCCUACUAACAUCUUGUCCAUCUUGGCCAACAUGACCCCAUUCUCCGACUUCAACCAAUCUCCUCGAAACAUGUACCAAUGUCAAAUGGGUAAACAAACCAUGGGAACUCCAGGAGCUGCUAUCCGUCAUCGCACGGACAACAAGAUGUACCGUUUGCAAACCGGACAGACGCCUAUCGUGAGAGCCCCUCUCCACAAUGCCUAUGGCUUCGACAACUUCCCCAACGGCACAAACGCUGUCGUCGCAGUCAUAUCCUAUACUGGUUACGACAUGGACGACGCUAUGAUUAUCAACAAAUCCGCACACGAAAGGGGCUUUGGACACGGCACAAUCUACAAGACCAAGAAGAUCAGUCUCAAAGACGAUUCAAGAACUCGGUCAUCCGCCACGAUAGAGAAGAUGUUCGGUUUCGCACCAAAAGGAACGACUCGGCCAUGGCACCGUGACACGCUCGAUGAGGAUGGUCUCCCUUAUAUUGGCCAGGAGUUGAAGGCUGGUGACCUUAUAUGCGCGUGGCACACUGUCUCUCCCGACGGGCACGGCGGACUGGAGAACAAGGAUGGAAUGACGCACUUCGAAAAGUACAAGGAGGAUGAAGUUGCGUACGUUGAGGAAGUCCGGAUAAUCGGCAGUGAGAACGGCAACGAGCCCGCCCAAAACCUGUCCAUCAAAUUCCGGAUACCCCGUUCUCCCACCAUUGGCGACAAGUUCUCAUCUAGGCACGGCCAGAAAGGUGUUUGCUCUCAAAAAUGGCCGUCCAUCGAUCUGCCAUUUUCGGAGUCGGGAAUCCAGCCUGAUGUGAUUAUUAACCCUCACGCUUUCCCGUCUCGUAUGACUAUUGGCAUGUUUGUGGAAUCACUUGCGGGUAAGGCGGGUGCAUUGCACGGCCUGGCCCAAGAUUCGACGCCCUUCAGGUUCGACGAGCAGAACACCGCCGGCGAUUAUUUCGGUCACCAGCUGAUGAAGGCCGGCUACAACUACCACGGAAACGAGCCUAUGUACUCUGGAAUCACUGGUGAGGAGUUCGCUGCGGACAUCUACAUCGGAGUCGUUUACUACCAACGUCUCCGUCACAUGGUGAACGACAAGUACCAAGUACGAACCACUGGACCAGUGGUGCCUCUGACGGGUCAGCCCAUCAAAGGCAGGAAAAAGGGUGGUGGUAUCCGUGUCGGAGAAAUGGAACGCGACGCUCUUCUCGCCCAUGGUACCGCGUUCCUCUUGCAAGAUCGGCUGCUGAACUGCUCAGACUACACAAAGUCGUGGGUCUGCCGCACGUGCGGCUCUUUCCUUUCUGUGCAGCCAACAGUCACGCCGUACGUAGGCAAGAAGAAGACCAUCGACACCGUCCGAUGUAGGAACUGUGCCAGGCGGCUCGAUGAUGAAACGGAUCUCACAGAGUUGGAUGGUGAGAUCUGGGAGGACGGUCAAGGUGUUCAAUGGGUCGGCGGCGAGGACACGACCGUAAUCGUCGUGCCUGGUGCGCUGAAGUACCUGGAUGUGGAGCUCGCGGCCAUGGGAGUCAAGCUGAAAUACCACGUCGACCCGGUCGACAAGGACCGCCCUGGGAAGCGGGUGAAGAAAAUUGGACUGGACGGAUGGAAGCAAGAUGCACCGGCGGUAGCAGUUUCUUCAUAGGAGGACAAGGCAAAUAGCAUACUCGUGGUUUAGCAAUGGUCUGUCUAAUUUAAGGUCGCACCGAUAUUGGGUGAGUUUCCGUGGGCAGAGGCCCGCCCAGGUCAACCGGUAUUGUUUGGCGACGCCCAGGAUGACCCAAGAUGGCGCCAGGAAAGCCAUGAGGCUUUCUGUCAACUGUCAAAAUGACGAGUUCAUCACCACUCAGGCUGACAGGGACGCAAUUUUUCGCUACCAGUGCUCCCUCCAAUCCCAGACAGGGUCGCACAUGCGAGGCAAGCUGCAUAACCGAGCCCUUUGUUGAACUCGAGGCUCAUGUGUGCUGCCGCCCGAGAGCAGCGCUGCUCGACGGGAGCCAUGUCUUGGAAAAAUCUCCUUUUGUCCUCGCGUCAUUGGCAUCGCCUGCACGCGUGUCGCCCUCGCAUCACACGCUGCUUGGCGAGAGGAGGAAAAGGUGACUGCCGUGGUCUCAACGAG
Messenger RNA from Diaporthe batatas, 5099 nucleotides. Its product is annotated as DNA-directed RNA polymerase I core subunit RPA135. The transcript is spliced from 3 exons. The record is from RefSeq and is a predicted model, not a curated record. Gene Ontology annotation, cellular component: nucleus; RNA polymerase I complex. Bases 912 to 4625 code for a protein of 1237 amino acids. NCBI's taxonomy places the organism in Eukaryota, Fungi, Ascomycota, Sordariomycetes, Diaporthales, Diaporthaceae. Gene Ontology annotation, biological process: DNA-templated transcription. Gene Ontology annotation, molecular function: DNA binding; DNA-directed RNA polymerase activity; ribonucleoside binding.